This is a messenger RNA of Telopea speciosissima, 504 nucleotides long. Its product is annotated as gibberellin 2-beta-dioxygenase 8-like. NCBI's taxonomy places the organism in Eukaryota, Viridiplantae, Streptophyta, Magnoliopsida, Proteales, Proteaceae. The record is from RefSeq and is a predicted model, not a curated record. The transcript has a single exon. Gene Ontology annotation, molecular function: dioxygenase activity. Bases 1 to 504 code for a protein of 167 amino acids.
AUGGACUCAGAACCUCCGUUUGAAGUGGCUUACAAGUCCCUCCUGGUCAUAGAAGAGAACUCUAAAGAAGUAAAACUCAAGAGCAAUGUAGUUGAAGAGGAGUGCCAGCUCCCUGUAAUCGAUCUCAGCCGUUUACAUGGAAGUAGUGAAGCUGAGAAAGAAGAGUGUAAGAGAGAGAGAGUUAGGGCUUCAGUAGAGUGGGGUUUCUUUCAAGCUGUGAACCAUGGAAAAUCUCAGGAGGUUCUGAAGAGGUUGUGGCGAGAGCAGGUGAAGUUAUUCCGGCAGCCGUUCAAACACAAGGUCGGCAUUGGCAGCGGGGGGAAGGUUUCAGGUGUACCGGGUGGUAGCUACUUGUGGGGGACUCCAACGGCAACAUGUUUGAAGCAGUUCUCUUGGACCGAGGCUUUUCAUAUUCCUCUUGCUGAUGUUUCCAAGUCUGUUAACACCAACAGUACUCUCAGGUACGCGUUCACUUAUUCUUUUUAUUUCCCCAAACUGAUUUGA